AACGAAGAGAAGAGGAACCUUGCCCUGGGGGGCCAUGUUGGAUUUGACAGUCUCCCCGAUCAGCUGGUCAGCAAGUCUGUCACGCAAGGCUUCAGCUUCAACAUCCUCUGUGUGGGCGAGACCGGCAUUGGGAAAUCCACACUAAUGAAUACACUCUUCAACACCACAUUCGAGACAGAGGAAGCCAGUCACUAUGAGAGUGCGGUUCGCUUGCGGCCGCGAACCUACGACCUGCAGGAGAGCAACGUUCACCUGAAACUAACAAUUGUGGAUGCGGUUGGAUUCGGAGACCAGAUAAAUAAAGAUGAAAGUUACAGGCCGAUAGUUGAGUACAUUGAUACGCAGUUUGAAAACUAUUUACAAGAAGAGUUGAAAAUCCGUCGUUCUCUCUUCAACUAUCAUGACACAAGGAUUCAUGUCUGCCUGUACUUCAUCACUCCAACUGGGCACUCGCUCAAGUCCUUGGACCUGGUAACAAUGAAGAAGCUGGAUAGCAAGGUGAACAUCAUCCCAAUUAUUGCCAAAGCAGACACCAUCUCCAAGAGCGAGUUGCACAAGUUUAAGAUAAAGAUAAUGAGUGAGCUGGUCAGUAACGGUGUGCAGAUCUACCAGUUCCCCACAGAUGACGAUGCGGUUGCUGAGAUCAACUCCGUGAUGAAUGCUCAUCUGCCCUUUGCCGUGGUUGGCAGCACGGAGGAGGUGAAAGUUGGGAACAAGCUGGUGAGAGCUCGGCAGUACCCGUGGGGUGUGGUGCAAGUUGAGAAUGAAAGUCACUGUGACUUUGUGAAACUGAGAGAAAUGCUGAUUCGAGUCAACAUGGAGGAUCUUCGGGAGCAGACUCACACCCGCCACUAUGAGCUGUACCGGAGGUGCAAGCUGGAAGAGAUGGGGUUCAAGGACACAGAUCCAGACAGCCAGCCGUUCAGCCUCCAGGAAACGUACGAGACCAAAAGAAAGGAAUUCUUGGGCGAACUCCAGCGGAAAGAGGAAGAAAUGAGACAAAUGUUUGUUAACAAAGUCAAGGAGACGGAGGCAGAGCUGAAAGAGAAGGAGAGAGAGCUGCAUGAGAAAUUUGAGCACUUAAAGAGGAUACACCAGGAAGAGAAGAGGAAGGUGGAGGAGAAGAGGAGGGAGCUGGAAGAAGAGAUGAAUGCCUUCAACAGGCGGAAAGUAGCGGUGGAAACCUUGCAGUCCCAAUCCUUGCAGGCUACCUCACAGCAGCCACUGAAGAAGGACAAAGACAAGAAAAACUUUUUUAGUCUUCCCAGUGCGUGCUCCAUAACAUCAGGAAGACAUGUUAAUUAGAAGAUUUAUUAAGGCCAAAACAUCUCAUGCAGAAGAAAUUAAUUGGUGCUUUCACCUUAAUGCUUGCAGUAUAUUGCACAGAAGAGAUUAUAUAGCAAGGACUAAGAUGCCUCUCGAUGGGGAAAAAUUGGCUUGAUCAGGUUUCUUGAUAAGGUUGAAAUCUAAGCUACUUGCCAAAAGAUAAAUUGCGAAUUAAGGCUAAUGCAUGGCUUGCACUUAAACCAAGACACUAAUCUCUGGGUGAGAACCCACACGCAGUAUUUAACACUGUGACCAGACGUCUAAGUGGAAGAGGAACAAAGUGGUGCUAGUGGGAGACCAGUGUUCAGCGCGCUGCUGAAGCUGUCGUCGUAAUGGGAUUUCCACUUGUUCCUCUCCUCACUGUGGUUUGGGAUUGUAACUAGAGAACCCGUUAAUGGCCUUAACCAACCAUCCGGACGCUUCCUAGCAGUAACUCUUCUGUCGAGCUUUCUUCCGUAGACUUACGGCUUCUGUAACCAAAAUCUCCCAACCCCUCAUGUGUUUAGCUUUUGUAGGGGUAACACACGUGCCUCAACUUAACCCCCUUUGCCAAAGCUCCCUGCCCUGCUGCCGUGCUGGCGCUUGCUUCUUCGGUUACGGGUAACUGCCUCGCCGCGCCGGGCUCUCCUGGUAAACCUUGGAUGUGUGCAGUGAUAACGGACCCGCUUUAAAGGACAACUGAAUGCACUUUGUUUAAUGGAGGGGAAGCAGUUUAAAGCUGGAGACCUGGAGUUCCUGGCUGUGAGCUCUGUACUCAGAGCAGACCGACUGCCCUGUGCGCCAGCGGCGGGGGGGAAGCAGUCCGUCUGUGCCCCUCUCUGACUUUGCACAGGAAUACGGAGAAGCCAAAUAGUUCUAGCUUUGUUUUAAAACUUGUAAACUAAUUGCAGGAAUGACCUGCUUGUACCAAAGCUGGGUUUAAUAAAAGCAAAACUGACUUGUUAAACAAACAUAUGUUAAAAACACAUUUUGUACAUUAAAGAUGUUCACUGGCCGAGUUGCCCACUAGUAUUGCAGUUUCCCUCUGUACUUAAAUACUCUGUGUAUUUGGGUAUAAAAUACCUGCCCUGGCCCUGGCCCUGGCCCUGGACUGGUUGCUGCUAGCAGCGUGGGCUCCUCUCUCCCUGCUGCUGCUUGCACCGGUCCAGCUACGUGCCUUGCAGUGGGGUUGGGGCCACAGCCUCAAAACCAGUCCGCGGCUGGACCUAACCCCGGCUGAGAACGGAGUGGUCUGUAGGUGUGAGUGGAGCCGUAAGGCACCUGGGUAGUGCGGUUGGCUGAGGCUGAGGCAGGGCAGUGGGCAGGUGCUGGAGGCCAGAGCGAGCUCCUGCCCUCGAGGUGACCAGCGCCUACGAAGCACCAAAACCUCGUGGUGCCCUUGCCAGAAAUUAGACCACAGGAAUAAAUCUGAGCAUAAUGGGUCUGUAGCCUUAAAAAUUGACCCAGUCGAACCAUCUGGAGCACUUUUGGGAGCAGGCUUGGGGGUCCAGCUGGUCUUUUGGUGGUGAUGAACUUGGAGCUGGACAUCUGCCUCCCGUUGCUCCCUCUUCCGUGGCGCUUGUUGGGCCCUGCAGCAGCGAGGAAGGAAGCUGAGGCAGUCUGAGACUGUCGGGCAGAGCUGUGCCAUGAAAUACUCUUUGCUUUUUCUUUGGUGACUGUAUUUUAUACCUACAUGUGUUCUCUUUUAAGGCAAACCAAUCUAAUUCCCUUGGCAAAGCUUUAAUCCAGGGUGGUCAAAUUAGACUCCCAGCUGGACAGGUGUAUCGGGAAUAAAAGCUUUUCUCAGAUUUCUCAGAAGAUCUGGUUAAGUGCUGUUUGGUGCUGUGACCACAGCUUUCAGGACCACGCAUGGGGUUAGACUCGCAUGCCUUGCUAAGGAGGAACGCGAGGGGGUUGCUGAAAACCGCCCCCCAUUAAUGCACCACUCAAGUCAAGCGUCCCUUUCGGCAUUCUGAAAGACCUGAGCCAUGAGGACUGUUCAGACUGAACUAAAACCAGCGAAGGUGUUUACGGGCACCCCACGAACGCGAUACGAAGGUAGCCCCGAAGAACGCACGCGUGAAAGGCUUUCUGCUGGUCUGGAGGCGCCAGGGAGCGGUAGCGCCUGGAAGCGGGGCGAUGGGCGCGCUGAACGAUCGGGCUGGGAUCCAGGGCUGCGGUGCUAUGGCUCCUGCGCUCUUCUUGAAGCAUCAGCAAUUUUUUUGAGAAACCUGCAAUGCGGUAAAACAAUUAUUGUGAAUGUUGCUCUUCCCUCCGCUGUUUUCUUAUAUCCUGAUCAGCUCCCUGACCGGAGAAGUUUCUUCACCUGAGCGACUGUAUAAAUGAACUGUUCUUUUAAGUGAACACACACUGUAAGUAGUGACUUAAAAGUCAGGGUGGUUAUUUGAAAUAUUCUGGUGAAUACUGGUCCGAAGUAAGGUAUCUUUCUCCUUUAAAUGUGACUGUUUUGAUGUGAUUUGCUUUAACUUUCCAUGGUACGUGUUUUGUGAAUGAGAAACGUGGGGGUUGGGGGUGACUCUGAAUCGUUUGUGUUCCCGUGUUUCUGUAGAUGGUUUAAUGUUGGUUUCACAUCUGUGUUUCGGUUGACUCCAAAUCUCAGCAUUGAUGUACAGCGACGGUAUCUGUCAGAAAACUUCCUGGAGGACAAAACAAGUCCCUGGAUGCUGACUGUAGGUGACUUCAAGCGCACUUGCAGAUUUGCUUACUCGGCAUCGUUAACUGCAGGCACCUGAAAGUCUGAUGUGACGUAAGGCAAGAGCCAAAGAGGUCAGUUUUUGAGCGCUGUAUGUCACCGGGGAUUUUAACAGCCUUCCCACUUCUGGCAAGGGGAAUGCCCGACCUCCGCACUGUCCGUGCUCGUGUUGUUCGUAACGAGCAGGGAAAUCUUAAAUAUCUGAUGAAAGAAGCUUUCAUUUGGGAACGUUAUUGAAUUCUGAAAGAAAAUUAAUCAGAUAACGGUUUGUUGUAGGUCGCUUUGAAAACUUUGGCUACUCUGCUGAUUUGUAACACAGAUGUUUUCCCCGGAAACGGGAAGCAAAAACAGGGAGGCAAGGGUUGCUGAAAAGCACUGCUUUUAACCCGCUGGGGCCAAGCCAGAAGCGUUGGUGCGCUGGUUCCUGUAGAAAAGCUCCAGCGCCGGGGUCGGUGCCCGGAGGGGGCCUGUGCUAGCAGGCAGGAGUCCUGGGGGCAGCAGGAAGGCUCCAGGUUUUACCGUUCCCGUUCCAGUGCUACUUCUUGCCCUCUGGCCCUUUUCUGGGAAGUCCUUCUGCACUGACUUCGUCUUUCAGACUGAAACCCCAAUAUAACGUAUACUGCGAACGUUGACCACGCUGAUCUGCAGAAGUUUUGAAAAGUAGGUUUGUUCAUGGUUUUCAACAGGCGUCGUCCAGCUGCAGUGCAAGAAACUGCAUACACAGGCUCAGAGACGGAGGUAAAGACGAGCUGCUGUGUGCACAGUAAGGUGGUACAAAGUUACAGCGUGUUAAUGACUGUGUGUACAGUUUCUCUGCUAACAGUUUCAUUGGCUCAUGCAGCUGGUGAAGGUGUUCAAGAUGGGGCAUAAGAAAGGAUGGGACGAAAACCAGAGCGACACAUAACCUGCCGUCCUGCGAGGACCUUUGUGGGCAUCAGCUUUCAGCUGGAGUCUUAAAGGAGCACGCUGAGAACACACGGACUGAGGUUACAUUUUAUUUAACGAAAACUACAAAAGACAACUUGCCUCCUCAGAAAAUCAGGCAGUCAAGUCACAGCUUGUGAUAGGAAAGGAAGGUGCCACACUGGAGGAGGGAAGAGCCCUACCACAAAAUGAAAACCUUCCCUCCCGGACUUAGGCAGGAUUAAUAAAUAGCAUCCCAAGCACGCCACUGCCUGGCAGCGCGGAUACCUUGUAAACCUCGUCUGGUCUGAACCAGCGCCGAGUCCUGCUCCCCGGCGCUCCGUGCGCGUGGCGCCGCGGCAGCGGCUCCCCCUCGCAGCACAGCAUUCACAGUUUGCGGUAGCUCUGACUUUGCCUCGCGGGACCUCCUUGGGUUUCAGCACUGAUUCAGAUCCCAUCUGCUCACACCUGUAAUUUGCACUUAAGUCUUUGAUUUUUGGAUGUUUCUUUUUGGAAUACUUAAGCGCUGUCUUCUUUGCAGUUUAAAAAGAAAAGCAUGGCUUUCUCCCUGCAGCCAUACAAAGCUCGCUCUUGUCUUGGUGCUGGGUCUGGCAACAGCUAGGUGUAAUGCUUCGGGAAGUUGUCUCUGUUGACAGAGCUGCGCAGGACAUCAGUCCUGCACAGCCCAAAGUUCAGGAAUUGCUCUCCUAUAAGGUAAGACAGCGAACUAGGAGAAGGAAGGCCCGUAACUUUCUUCCCGCGCUGAUGUGUGCUGCUGUCUAGCAGAGCGAGGGUUAGGGGAGACCUUUAUUAAAAUGAGGCACUUUGGCAUUUGAGUCCUUGCUCCUGUCUCCUCCCUGUCCUGUAUUUAUUUACCCUGUGUCAUUAAGUGAGACGUCUGCUCAGCAUUUAGCCUACGCAGUCUGUAUGAAAACCUUUUCUGUUCUGUGACAGGACUUCCAGGUGUGGUGUUGUUACUCAGACAGUAUUGUUUGGAUUAUACUGUCAAACUACUAUCACAAAAUUGCUUAAAAAUGCCAGCUGUAUUGUAAAAAAAUAUUCUUUUUAAUUUAACCUUUAUUUGAAAAAAAAAUGUGAGGCUCAUUUUAAAAGUGCAGUAGAGACUUUUUGUAGUCUGUAGAACUGUUUUGCUAUGGAGAUUAGCUGUUAACAAAAACUAAUUUUGGGGGCAGGGGGAAUUAGUUAAAGGCAUUUUGCAUGGUCCAAUCUGGUAAGACGAAACAAAAAAACUGAACUGCACAAGCUGGUCUACGAGAGCCAGACAAAAAGGCUUUUCCCACAGCAUGUAGGAAUUUGUAUUGGGUCUUUAAUGGGUUAACCAGGAAGGAGCACAGCUCUCAGACCCUUGGACUCCAGGGUAAGGCCUUGAGAAAAACUGGAAGUUUUAGCUCCUGGUCUUUUCACUAUUAAAUCAAAACCUUGAUCCCACCUGGGUCGUCUUUGUAGAACCAGCAGUGGGAGCUCCCCCUUCUUCGACGGCAGCGCCUCUUUCACUCUCCCAUGAGUCAAGUCAGAUUAGCUUUAAUAGGAGAACAGUGGAAUGAGCUGCAUGAAAUGCUGAAUCUGUCACACUUCAUCACAACUAUUAAAAAAAAAAAAACACAACACCAACUCCAGGGCAUUUGGUUCUCUCUGGUGCAGUGUGUAGCCCUCUGCUGAACUGAUCCCUGAGUGGUAGGAUUGUGAGUCCCUCCUCUCCCCAACUUUCUAUACUUAUAUGAUGUUAAAAACUGGGGCUUGCAAACACUAUUUAGGAAGGAUAGGAAAGAUAACACCGUUUUGUCAUUAUCCUCUGAAAAACAAAGCCGUACUUUAGCUCUGUUGUGUCGGCUGUUCUGUUUGCUGGGGCGUCCUGGUCUGCAGUCGAUGCUUGCAAGGCAGGAAGGCUUCCG
Messenger RNA from Struthio camelus australis, 6834 nucleotides. NCBI's taxonomy places the organism in Eukaryota, Metazoa, Chordata, Aves, Struthioniformes, Struthionidae. The record is from RefSeq and is a predicted model, not a curated record.